This is a messenger RNA of Trichoplusia ni (cabbage looper), 489 nucleotides long. RefSeq names its product 40S ribosomal protein S27 (gene RpS27). The transcript is spliced from 3 exons. The record is from RefSeq and is a predicted model, not a curated record. Gene Ontology annotation, molecular function: structural constituent of ribosome; RNA binding. The coding region runs from base 105 to 359 and encodes 84 amino acids. Gene Ontology annotation, cellular component: ribosome; cytosolic small ribosomal subunit. Gene Ontology annotation, biological process: translation; ribosomal small subunit assembly. Lineage: Eukaryota; Metazoa; Arthropoda; Insecta; Lepidoptera; Noctuidae.
GUUUAAAUGUGAACGCAACUACAUCUUUUUGUCUGUGGAGUUUAUUCCUUGUCUUUGAUUCAUUGGCGGCCUUCCUUUUCCGGUUCUGCAUCAAAGCUGUAACCAUGCCGCUCGCAAUUGAUUUACUGCAUCCUUCUCCCGCGUCGGAGAAAAGGAAACACAAGUUGAAGAGGCUGGUGCCACAUCCAAACUCAUACUUCAUGGAUGUCAAGUGCCCUGGCUGCUACAAAAUCACAACUGUAUUCAGUCACGCGCAAAGGGUGGUCGUAUGCGCAGGUUGCUCAACGAUCCUUUGCCAGCCCACCGGUGGUCGCGCAAGAUUAACGGAGGGAUGUUCAUUUAGAAGAAAACAACAUUAAUUUUACCUGGAGAGAGAGCCCUAUUAAUUUAAGAUUCUUUUAUUUCCAAUGUGAGAAGGAGAGAUAUUUUACAGUUUGUUAAAAUGAAUCCAGAUAAGCACUACCAAUAAAAGGCUUUUUCGAAAGGGAA